AUGGACCUGCUUGCGGAAGAGUUUGGGAACCUGACCCCGGAGCAGCUGGCUGCGCCGAUCCCAACUGUAGAGGAAAAAUGGCGGCUGCUUCCAGCAUUUUUAAAGGUGAAAGGCCUUGUGAAACAGCAUAUAGAUUCAUUUAACUAUUUCAUUAAUGUAGAGAUAAAGAAAAUAAUGAAAGCCAAUGAAAAGGUUACAAGUGAUGCUGACCCCAUGUGGUACUUAAAAUAUCUUAAUAUCUAUGUCGGGCUCCCUGAUGUUGAAGAAAGCUUCAACGUAACUAGACCAGUGUCCCCUCAUGAGUGCCGAUUGCGCGACAUGACGUACUCCGCUCCCAUCACGGUGGAUAUCGAGUACACCCGAGGCAGCCAGAGGAUCAUCCGUAAUGCCUUACCCAUUGGCAGAAUGCCCAUAAUGCUGCGUAGUUCAAACUGUGUUCUUACAGGAAAAACACCAGCAGAAUUUGCUAAACUGAAUGAAUGUCCUUUAGAUCCAGGGGGCUACUUCAUCGUUAAGGGAGUGGAAAAAGUUAUCCUCAUCCAAGAGCAGCUGUCUAAGAACAGGAUCAUUGUGGAGGCCGACAGAAAAGGGGCUGUGGGCGCUUCAGUCACCAGCUCUACUCAUGAGAAAAAAAGCAGAACCAAUAUGGCUGUGAAACAAGGACGGUUUUAUUUGAGACAUAAUACUUUGUCAGAAGAUAUACCUAUUGUCAUCAUAUUUAAGGCCAUGGGUGUUGAGAGUGACCAGGAAAUUGUGCAGAUGAUCGGAACAGAGGAGCACGUGAUGGCUGCGUUUGGGCCCAGUCUGGAAGAGUGCCAGAAAGCUCAGAUUUUCACACAGAUGCAGGCAUUAAAAUAUAUAGGGAACAAAGUCAGAAGGCAAAGGAUGUGGGGAGGUGGCCCAAAGAAAACCAAAAUAGAAGAAGCAAGAGAGCUCCUGGCUUCUACCAUCCUGACCCACGUGCCAGUUAAAGAAUUCAAUUUCCGAGCCAAAUGUAUCUAUACUGCAGUGAUGGUGAGAAGAGUAAUUCUGGCCCAAGGAGAUAAUAAAGUUGAUGACAGAGAUUAUUAUGGUAACAAGAGGUUGGAGUUGGCAGGACAGCUUUUAUCUCUUCUUUUUGAAGAUUUGUUCAAAAAAUUUAAUUCUGAAAUGAAGAAGAUUGCAGAUCAGGUGAUUCCUAAGCAAAGAGCAGCCCAGUUUGAUGUUGUGAAACACAUGCGCCAGGACCAGAUUACCAAUGGCAUGGUGAAUGCCAUUUCAACCGGCAAUUGGUCUCUAAAGAGAUUUAAAAUGGAUCGCCAGGGGGUGACUCAGGUGCUGUCUCGCUUGUCAUAUAUAUCCGCCUUGGGCAUGAUGACGAGAAUCUCUUCCCAGUUCGAAAAAACAAGAAAAGUGAGUGGUCCUCGAUCCCUCCAGCCAUCCCAGUGGGGCAUGCUGUGCCCUUCAGACACUCCUGAAGGAGAGGCAUGUGGUUUGGUUAAAAACUUGGCCCUUAUGACACACAUCACGACUGACAUGGAAGAUGGACCCAUUGUCAAAUUAGCCAGUAACUUGGGAGUAGAAGAUGUGAACUUACUGUGUGGGGAAGAGCUCUCUUACCCAAAUGUGUUUCUCGUCUUCCUCAAUGGUAACAUCCUGGGUGUCAUUCGAGAUCACAAGAAGCUGGUGAAUACAUUUCGACUGAUGCGAAGAGCAGGCUAUAUCAAUGAGUUUGUUUCCAUCUCAACAAAUCUGACAGAUCGAUGUGUCUAUAUUUCCUCUGAUGGAGGAAGACUGUGCAGACCCUAUAUAAUUGUAAAGAAACAGAAACCUGCAGUCACAAAUAAGCAUAUGGAAGAGCUGGCUCAGGGGUACCGGAAUUUUGAAGAUUUCUUACAUGAGAGUCUGGUUGAAUACUUAGAUGUGAAUGAAGAAAAUGACUGUAACAUCGCACUCUAUGAACAUACAAUUAAUAAAGAUACCACCCACUUGGAGAUUGAACCUUUUACUCUCCUCGGAGUCUGUGCUGGCCUGAUCCCGUACCCUCAUCACAACCAGUCCCCAAGAAACACAUAUCAGUGCGCCAUGGGGAAACAAGCCAUGGGUACCAUUGGAUACAACCAGAGGAAUAGAAUUGAUACUCUCAUGUAUCUCCUAGCAUAUCCACAAAAACCCAUGGUUAAAACAAAGACUAUUGAGUUGAUAGAAUUUGAGAAACUGCCAGCUGGACAGAAUGCGACAGUUGCCGUGAUGAGUUAUAGUGGCUAUGAUAUCGAAGAUGCUCUUGUUUUAAACAAGGCUUCCUUGGACAGAGGUUUUGGGCGUUGCCUUGUAUAUAAAAAUGCUAAAUGCACCUUGAAACGAUAUACCAAUCAGACUUUUGAUAAAGUGAUGGGGCCCAUGUUGGAUGCUGCUACAAGGAAACCCAUCUGGCGACAUGAGAUUUUAGAUGCAGAUGGUAUUUGUUCUCCAGGUGAGAAAGUAGAAAACAAACAAGUGCUUGUAAACAAGUCCAUGCCCACAGUGACUCAGAUUCCCCUGGAAGGAAGUAACGUGCCCCAGCAGCCGCAGUACAAAGACGUGCCCAUCACCUACAAAGGGGCAACAGACUCGUAUAUUGAAAAAGUGAUGAUAUCUUCAAAUGCCGAAGAUGCUUUUCUGAUCAAAAUGCUGCUGAGACAGACAAGGCGUCCAGAGAUUGGAGACAAAUUCAGCAGUCGUCAUGGGCAAAAAGGUGUCUGCGGCUUGAUCGUCCCUCAGGAAGACAUGCCCUUCUGUGACUCUGGCAUCUGUCCGGACAUCAUCAUGAACCCCCAUGGCUUCCCAUCUCGAAUGACGGUGGGAAAGCUAAUCGAGCUGUUGGCAGGCAAGGCCGGUGUGUUAGAUGGCAGAUUCCACUACGGCACCGCAUUUGGAGGCAGUAAAGUGAAGGAUGUGUGUGAGGACCUCGUCCGCCACGGUUAUAACUACUUAGGGAAAGACUACGUUACAUCUGGCAUCACAGGUGAGCCCUUGGAAGCAUACAUCUAUUUUGGCCCUGUGUACUAUCAGAAACUGAAACACAUGGUGCUUGAUAAGAUGCAUGCCCGGGCCCGGGGACCAAGAGCUGUCCUUACCAGGCAGCCCACUGAAGGUCGGUCUCGCGAUGGUGGUUUGCGUCUUGGAGAAAUGGAACGUGACUGUUUAAUCGGUUAUGGAGCCAGUAUGCUUUUACUAGAGAGACUAAUGAUUUCAAGUGACGCCUUUGAGGUUGAUGUCUGUGGGCAGUGCGGACUUCUGGGGUACUCCGGCUGGUGCCACUUCUGCAAGUCGUCCUGCCACGUGUCCUCACUGCGCAUCCCGUACGCCUGCAAGCUGCUCUUCCAGGAGCUGCAGUCCAUGAACAUCAUCCCCAGGCUGAAACUGUCCAAAUACAACGAGUAA
Molecule: messenger RNA, 3402 nt
Organism: Rangifer tarandus platyrhynchus (Svalbard reindeer)
Lineage: Eukaryota; Metazoa; Chordata; Mammalia; Artiodactyla; Cervidae
Source: the annotation of a GenBank genome assembly